This is a messenger RNA of Neofelis nebulosa (Clouded leopard), 4896 nucleotides long. RefSeq names its product receptor transporter protein 1 (gene RTP1). Gene Ontology annotation, cellular component: cell surface. The record is from RefSeq and is a predicted model, not a curated record. Lineage: Eukaryota; Metazoa; Chordata; Mammalia; Carnivora; Felidae. Gene Ontology annotation, molecular function: olfactory receptor binding. The coding region runs from base 2724 to 3515 and encodes 263 amino acids. Gene Ontology annotation, biological process: protein targeting to membrane; detection of chemical stimulus involved in sensory perception of bitter taste; protein insertion into membrane. The transcript is spliced from 2 exons.
UGUCCAGUAUAAAACUGGUAGAGUGACACCUUCCCAGAGCUCUUCAGUUAUGUAGUGGCCCCUGAGGAGACAGACCCUGAGUCCAGGCAUUACCCACAAUGCCUCAUUAAGAGCUUCCUUCCUCCAUCCAGUGGCCUCUAUCUUCCCUCCUGUACCCGAAGGAUUCCAAUUUAUAAGUAUAAAGCUCUUUGAAACUGUACAUGGUAUCGUCACAGGGGACCUUAGUGUUGCCAUAUACUUUAAUACCCCAUUGAACAAAUGGACAAACGGAGGCCAAGAGACGUGACAUGUCCAAGGAACCAAAGCCAGCCAGUUGCAGAACUGGGAUAUACAUUUAUAUCUCCUAACUUCGGGUUCAGUGCUCUUUCCACUGCACCUGGGUGCCUGUCAUCAAUUGGUUACAGGCUUCACAGGAACGGUAUUCACACAGAUGGCUUUAUGCACUAGAUCUUCUUUGGUAAGAUUUCAAGACGAAUUUCUAUUUCAGCUCUAAAAUAUUUACAUUGGGCAUCAGGGGGUCCAUGGACCCCUACAGCAGUAACAGGGAGCCUGACGGGUCAAAUACGCCUCACCCCUCUUCCCCAGAGUUGUGGCCUCGGUAGGUUCUAGUGAACCACUUGCUAGAAAAACAUGAACUUCAAUCCUCAGAGUCUGGAAUGGCCAUAUUGAGUGAUGAGAAGGUAGAAAGACGUUUAUUUUGUGAAUAUUUUGUUCUAGAUCCCAUGCUGGACAAAGCUGAUCAAAGCUGGGACUUUGGAGACAGUCAUAUAGGAUCCCAUUCCGGUUCCAUUAAUGAUUAGCUGUUGAAUUUUGGGCUUCUCUGCUUUAGCUUCCACAUUUGCAAAAUGGAUCUGCUGCUGCUGUUACCUACCUAUGGAGGUUGUUAUUAGGAUGAAAUAAAUUAAUAUGUAUAAAGCACUUAGGAUAAUGUCUGAUACCUGGUAAGUGCUGUAUAGUGAUUGCUGUUUCUAUGCAAAUUAAAAAAUAUGUUCACAUGAAAACACAUGUUUUGCCAGAACAAAAUGACACACAUUAAAUAUAUUAGAACAGCUACCUAUGAGAGAGAAUUGCUACCUAUAUAAGAGAAUUGCAAAUCAGACAAACAACAACCAAAGCAAGUGAUUGCAGAGCCCUUGCUUUUCAUCUCUACAGAUAUUGCUUCCUUGUUAUCCCGUUGUCAAGGUGAAUAAACUGAGGCUAAGAUAAAAUAUGUCAAGGCAUCAAGCAUUCAUGCAGGGGCAGGAGGAGCACUUGGAAGGUGGGCUCCUGUACCAGAUGGGAAUUUUAGGCCUUUCUUUUUCAUCUGCAAACUUCAGGAUCUGCAGGCUGCCCAUAAGUCAUACUGUUUGAAGAACCUGUUCAGAUUCUGAGCUUCUGCAGAGAGUAGAGUCAAGAGAUGUGUUUUCCAGCUGCAGGAGGCACUGUCUGUGAGAUCUAGAAUGCAGGACCAUGAACUUCAUCAAUAAGUUGUAUACAAAUAGGUAGCAAAAAUGAAAUUAUAAAAGAUUAGAAAAAAACACUUUAGUACUCCCAAAUAGAGGAGUAGCUAAAUAAAUUAUGUUCCACUAGAUCACAGAAUAUAGGCAGACCGCAAGAUGGAAUAAUAUUAAUUACUUAGAAAAAUAUUCACUAUAUAUCGUUAUUUAAAACAUAGAUCACAGUGGGGCAUGCAGAAUGUGUGUGUAUGCGUGUAUAUAUAUACAGACACACAUAUACACACACCCAUGCACAGAUAAGUGGCAGUCAGGAUGCAUAUAUCGUGAUAUUAACAGUGAUUAUUUUGAACAUGAGUUUUAGCAAGAGUUUUACUUUUGCUUUUAUCUAUAUUUUCCAACUUUUCUAAAUAAAACUGGGACUUUUAUAAAGGAAAAUAGUUUAUUAAAAAAUAUCAGGAGAGGCACCAGGAAUAAAGGCUGUUUUCCCCCACGUAUAUUGCUCUCGUCUUCUAUCAUCAGGUUGAAAAUCAUCUUUUCUCCUCCUACCAGGCUGAUGCAAUGGUACCCACCUUUGUGCAAAGGUAGUUGCUCUUGUACAAGGCUGUCCAAGUACAGAUCCGUUGCAUUCUGGCUAUUGGGUACAUACACAGUUACCACCUGGCAUAGAGCCUGGUACAGGGGUGUGUUUGAAAUGAAUGACCUAAAUGAAUGAGUAUGGGCUCAAUCACUUGGAUUUGAAUAUGAGCUCUCUGCCAUUUAUAAGCUAGAUGAGUCCCGCCUCCUGAUCUGUAGAGUGACAAUAACGAUUGUGGGUCAAAGGACCGCCAAUAGUUUUUGUAAAUGGCCCAAUGCCAGUCACAAAUGGGUGGGAGUGCAGAGAGUUUAUUAUUAUUGCUGCGUCUAUUAACAGGUCCACAGCGUCCCAUCCCUGAGGUCUCUUUGGCUCCCUAAGGCAUCAUGGUUACCACAGCAGCCAGAUGCUGAUGAUGCCUCCAGGGGCAGCUAGGUGAGGCUGAGCCAGCUCCCGGGUCUUCGCCUCUGCGAGCCCUUCACAGGCCAGAGUGAGAUGGCCUGAAGCUCGCCUCCUUUCAGGCCCCCCACCUGCCUCAGGUCACUUAGACCCACAAACCUUGCCUCCGCAGCCUCAGUUUGGGGCCUUCCAACACCCCUUUGGAGAGUCCCUCCUCCCCAAGCUCUGUCUCUUGGCGCCCUGCCUGGUUGCUGUGGAAACAGGUUCCACUGCGGACAAAGGAGGGAGCUGGGUCCUGCUUCCUCCCGGUCCUGUCGAUGAGGAUUUUUAGACCGUGGAAACUGCGCUGCCCUGCCCUACACCUGCCCUCGCUCUCCGUGUUCUCGCUCAGGUGGAGCCUGCCCUCCUUUGCCACUGACGAGACCAUGUGUAAAAGCGUGACUACAGGUGAAUGGAAGAAAGUCUUCUAUGAGAAGAUGGAGGAGGCCAAGCCGGCUGACAGCUGGGACCUCAUCAUAGAUCCCAACCUCAAGCACAACGUGCUGGCCCCUGGCUGGAAGCAGUACCUGGAAUUGCAUGCCUCGGGCAGGUUCCACUGCUCCUGGUGCUGGCACACCUGGCAGUCGCCACACGUGGUCAUCCUCUUCCACAUGUACCUGGACCGCGAGCAGCGGGCGGGCUCGGUGCGCAUGCGCGUCUUCAAACAGCUGUGCUACGAGUGCGGCACGGCGCGGCUGGACGAGUCGAGCAUGCUGGAGGAGAACAUCGAGAGCCUGGUGGACAACCUCAUCACCAGCCUGCGCGAGCAGUGCUACGGGGAGCCCGGUGGCCAGUACCGCAUCCACGUGGCCAGCCGCCAGGACACCCGGCGGCACCGCGGCGAGUUCUGCGAGGCCUGCCAGGAGGGCAUCGUGCACUGGAAGCCCAGCGAGAAGCUGCUGGAGGAAGAGGCCACCACCUACACCUUCUCGCGGGCGCCCAGCCCCACCAAGCCACAGGCGGAGGCGGGUUCUGGCUGCAACUUCUGCUCGAUACCCUGGUGCUUGUUUUGGGCCACGGUCCUGCUGCUGAUCAUCUACCUGCAGUUCUCCUUCCGCAGCUCUGUCUAAGAUUCCCUUAGUGGGCGCAGGGGAACUCUUCGCGGCCCAAGGCCCAUGGGGGCCAGCCAGCUGGGGGGAGGCGGCAAAGAGAGACCUGGGGUGGGAGUGGGUUAAAUUCUAGUGCUGGUGCCGCCAUGGACUCCAUGGGGACCCUGGGCAAAUCACACGUCCUUACCAUCCAUAAAAUCAAGGGUUUCUGAAGUGAAACCCAGGACCCCCAAGUUCUGCAUAGCUGUUGCUCAGGGACUUUUGGAUUUGGAAGGUAGGCCCGGUGAGUAGGGUUCCCAUCCUGGUCACACUGUCCAUUCCUGGCUCCUACUUCCUCAUCUCGCCUUGAUCAGAACAUCUUGGAGUGGCAUUUAAGAGUUGUGGAUGCAAAUAGGUUCAACUGCUUCAAAAGAAAAAAAAAAAAAGCUUGACCAUCACAGGGCUUGGUGAUCUCAAAAGGCCUUUCCACAGUGAUGAGCUCAUUCUUGUGCUCUCUUGUCAACCCUCGGUCCCUAUGGAGAAGCCUCCUCCUCAACUCUGCCUCCCUGCACACAGCAGAACUUUCUCUUGAAGAGAAGAGGUGGAAGCAUUAGGCUGUCCCUUUGCUGCUGGAUGCACAGGGUUCCUUGGUUCUGUUCCCCAGACCCCCAGCUUCCAGCAGCCUCUCUCCACUCAGGAUGGAUUCUGAGGCCUACCUGUCUCAGAGAUGGUGGUUGGGGUAGAGUUCCAUAGACGAGGCUUCCCACCCAUGGCUUAUGAACUGACAGAGAAUUUAGGGGAGGUUCGGAAGGUAGAGUGUUAGACGCAAGGCACAAAAUCCCUAGGAAACAAAUAUAUGAUGCUCUGUUAUAAUGAAGAGUAUGUAGAGUUCAGGGACCCAGCCUCACCGAUUCUUCAGCAGUUCUGAUGGUCAUGACACCUAGGGGUCUGGCCUCCAGGGCACCUUGCUGAUAUGCUAGUUGAGAGGCUUCCCUACUUCGGCCAUGCAUAGGCCCUCUCACCAACCAUUAGCUGUCCAUCUAGAACCACAGGGAUGGGGUGUCAUUAGCAAGAGAGGGAACAUUAAAGACAUGAAGUGCUUUACCCAUAGAGAAGUGCAUAGAUAUGUGAGAGAACCUUGUAUCACUUUAAACUGGGAUGUGUAUGGUUUGGGGUGGGAGGAGAGACUUUCUGAGGGUAUGGGUAUGGAUGGGGUGUGGGGGGAGGCAGAAGGCAGGGGAUGGGAUGCCACCCUGCACUUUCUAGGGUCCUCAUUCACCUCGCCUCUGUUAACAACUUGAUUCUUCCUGUGUCCCCUACCGAUCCCCUUUUUAAUGGAAAGUCACCACCGUCUGUAGUGGUGGAGGGAGUAGGGCCACUUAUAUAAAGAUGGGAUACUUUAAUAAAGACUGUAUAUCUUCAA